AUGACAUCCACUGCAGGGACCGGCUACACCUUGAUUCCUAACCAGAAAUACAGACGCAGUAACCGUCGCUACAGACAGCGCUGCAACAUCUCGGAAGCAGAUUCCCAAUCUCUGUCAACACUUGGAUAUUUUCAAACACUUCCAUUAGAGAUCUUCCAAAUUGUACUGAAUUAUCUUUCAGUGAAGGAUAUCAGCAUGCUCAGCAUGGUGUCGAAAACCAUCAGCAACCGCCUUGUUAAUUACAUCUCAACCGCAUCAGGGAACCGAAGGCUUUUAUUGCAGGACUUUCAUAACCUUGAGCUACCUGGCAAGAGAGAAGGAUCCUACAUUCUAGAGCACUACAAAUCUCUAGGGUUGCUGCUUAAAAGAUGCACGCUUCUAUUGCCUACAAAAGAUAGGCUAAAGUAUAUACACAAGAUUCUCUCAGAAGUUUCCUGUUUUAAACUUAAUGGUUGUCCAAGUCCUUUGCAUUGUUUAGGAUUACAGUGCUAUGGGGUAUUUUUACAGAUCCUCACAGCAGGCUGGGAUGAACUAGAGUGUCACCGGGUUUUUAACUUCCUCUGUGAGCUGAGCAAUUUACCCCGUAAAGUACAGACAGUUGUCAGCAGCAAACCGGGAAGCGCCCGAAAGCUAGAGCUGCGGAUAAGGUUAUACUGUCGUAGCGUCUUGUUGAACCACUGGAUUCAUCGAAGUGAUUCUGCAUUUUGGUUGACUCGUAUUUUAAAGCCGUGGCCCAUGGUUAAUCAAGCUCGCCUGCUGUAUAUCAUCUUUGGGCCAGUGUCCUCUCUUGAUGGACAUGUGGUUUGGCAGAAAAUGAUAGAAGGACCAACAGAUGAGACCAGUCUGAAAGGUCUAGCAGAUGCAAUUAAACUGCUGUAUGACACAGAAGCUAGAGAAUGGACAGCAGAUGAUGUUAUCAGUCUUGUGGACGAGCUGUCAGUUGUUCCCCGGGAGUGGCUCAUGGAGAACAAUGCUCGGCUUCUUAUUCUGAGUGGAAACAACAUUUGCUUCACUUUCAUGGCCAGUAAAGCUGUGAAUGGGAGAGCCGUCGAGUUAGCCAGACUCAUGGUCUUCCUGGCUUUGGUCUGUGAGAAGGACCUGUACUGCAUGGACUGGGCAGUAAAAAUGAUGCAGAAGGUCUGCAAAGUUUUCAGGACUCCAGGGGAGAGAAACAACUUCCUGCAGUGUGUGGAGAACGCCUUUGCGCACAUGAUCAUGGACAUGCUACAGGCAGUUCUGUCCGGGGAUCGUGAUGAAGAGGACAACAGCUUUCUGAAUUUGUUUCACCUUAUAAAUGCACAAGCGAACUUCCAUAAAGAAAUCCUGUACCUGACCAUGAAAAGCAACACCAUUUGA
Molecule: messenger RNA, 1356 nt
Organism: Cariama cristata (Red-legged seriema)
Lineage: Eukaryota; Metazoa; Chordata; Aves; Cariamiformes; Cariamidae
Gene: FBXO47
Product: F-box protein 47
Exons: 10
Coding region: 1-1356 (451 amino acids)
Molecular function (GO): protein binding
Source: RefSeq, a predicted model, not a curated record